UUCAUGAAUGUAGUGUCAUUCCUAGCUGAUAUGUCUCUCUUUGCAUUCUUUGCAGACCUCCAUCUGCUCUUGAGGAAAGCUCUCCUGGUGAAGUCGAAAAGAAUGAUCCAGAUAACUAGAUAUAUUUACAGAAAGCCAUAUGUGAGUCUGGCCAGGGAUACGGGAAUACAUAAGCUUAUAGUGGAGACCAAGACCAAUGCCCUGACUGAUAGAUUGUGCCUAGCCAAUGCAAAUGCUGUUGUAAAAUGCCUAAGGCUGUGCACAAUUGUGGAUUACAGUGAUAGAUCAGGCCGCUGUAGCCUUUUCUGUGAAACAAACGUGGAAGCAAUUGCAGAAUGUCUUGCUGCCUGUGAUAUAAAUUUUUGUUUUCCUACUAUGCAGUAUGAAUUUAUGCAAAAGCAUUUUUGGUACAGAUGUACUGCAGAUGGCAGGUGAUCUCAUUUAUGCUUUUUCAUUGUUUCUCCUGGUCUGUAAUGUAAAGAGCUUCUAGUGAUGCUGUCUUCAGGAAGUGGAGUGACAUCCUCUGAAACACAGAACUGUCAGACAAUC
Molecule: messenger RNA, 549 nt
Organism: Telopea speciosissima
Lineage: Eukaryota; Viridiplantae; Streptophyta; Magnoliopsida; Proteales; Proteaceae
Exons: 3
Coding region: 4-435 (143 amino acids)
Source: RefSeq, a predicted model, not a curated record